Messenger RNA from Myotis daubentonii (Daubenton's bat), 5072 nucleotides. RefSeq names its product zinc finger and SCAN domain containing 20 (gene ZSCAN20). NCBI's taxonomy places the organism in Eukaryota, Metazoa, Chordata, Mammalia, Chiroptera, Vespertilionidae. Gene Ontology annotation, biological process: regulation of transcription by RNA polymerase II. Gene Ontology annotation, molecular function: RNA polymerase II cis-regulatory region sequence-specific DNA binding; DNA-binding transcription factor activity, RNA polymerase II-specific. The record is from RefSeq and is a predicted model, not a curated record.
UGGGACUUGCAAGUCUUCCCAGAAGAAAAUACCUGUUACCUGAGACUCUGGGCUUUGGGCCUGGGAGGCAGCUAACUGCCUGUUUGUUGUAGUGUUCCUUCUGUGCAGGAGCACACACUUUGCUCAGUGAUUGUCUCUUAGUAGACUAACCUUUGUGAGGGUAGAGAUUGUUGAUCCUAGUUCCUGUCGGUUCUCUAGCUCCCAGUACAGUGCAGGGGACAUAGUGGGGUUCUGCAGAUGACUGGUGAAUCAGUCCUCGUUUGAGAGAGAGACACAAAUGUGUUUGGACUAGUGCAUGAUUAAAGCUAUGGUUUAAAAAAAAAAUCAUGAAAGGUUAAUUCUUUAGCGUGCUAUAAAUUAUGGAUCUUCCAUAGCCCCUUAGGUUUUUAAUGUACCAGCUUAACUGUUUUAAUAAAAGUCAACAAAAGUCCAGUGGCCCUGCUGGGUUGGGCCAUUGGAAGACACUGGGCUGGGCACUGUGGAUACAGAAAUGAGUAAGAUUCAGCACUGGCCCUAGUAAUGCAAUGGAAUGGGGAGCUGUCAGAUCCACGAGCAGUAACUACAGUAACGCAGGAUAACAGAGGUUAGAGGUUUGUGCCAAUUGCUUGGGGAGCACAGAGUGGGGAGGCGAUUCUUGGAGAGCAGUGGUGGGGGCAGGGCAUGAUAGCACGUCAAGGAAGUCUUAACAGGGAAGGUGACAGUGAGCCGAUAGCUGAAGGACGAGCAGGAAGUUGUGCUCCUAGCCUCUCCCUAACUAUGUGGCGGUCUGUAGGGCACACCUUGCCUGUUUCUAGACAGUCCAGUCAGAUGACCUAAAAUCAAAAUGCCACCCUCCCUCCAGUCUCCAUUCAGCCAUGUCGUUCCCACGUGGAAGCAACUGGUAGCCUCCUCUGAGUGGCAUUUUUAUGUCAUCUAGAUUUGUUGGGAGCGACACAAAGGGCUCAUUUUCCCAGAUAACCCAGCCUGAGUGUGGUCAGAGUCUUCAUUGUGUAAAAGCAGCAGCUUCAGACGUUCACUCAGAAAGCAUUUGCUGAGAGCCUCCUGUGUUUAGUGCAUCCUGCUUAUUGUGGGUGUGGGGGAGUUAAGGGUGUGACAAAAAAGAGAACUAAGCUAUAUUCCCUGCCACCGGUGUGGCUGUAAUCUCUCUGGGGACACACAUGUACACUCGCCCCUCUGAUACAACCUAGACAGUGGCAAGGGUCACAGUGAUGGAAUAAAGAGAAGAGAAUUCCUUCUGGCAUGAGGAAGGCCAUUCCUUCUUUAUCUAGUUUGCACAGGAAGGGCUUAACGUAAUCCUUGCUUCAUGGCACAUCCCCAUCAUUAGUUGACCAUUAUUUCACUGUGUAUGGAGUGCUUCCUGUGUGUGCUGAGCUGUGAUUGGUCCCUCUGGAAGCCUGUGAUCUAGUGGGUAGAUAAUUAGAAGGUCUGAUGUGGGUAACGAUACAGGAAACAUGAGGUGGCGCGGAAGCUUGCGGCUGAGGACUGAAUCUUGGGAAAGGACAAUUUAAGCUGAGCCCUAAGUAGGUGAGGAAAGGGAAGAGGCUGUUCCCAAAGGAGACGCCAGCACGUGGGAGGGUGCAGAGGGCAGCACGAUGUCGGAGCUGCAAGCUGGAGCCACCAUGACUGGUGGGAGCGCGGUGAGGAAAGGAGAGCCUUGGAAAGCAUUUCCUCUCCCAGGAGCCCCGAGAAGGACACACCGUAGAUGCAGGAAGACGUCGGAUGAGGACAGCCCAGCUGAAGUGAGGCGUCCAGGACAGAGCAUGGCUGUAGCCCUGCAGGCCCAGGCCCAGGCGUCUCCCCCACCAGAGCUUGAAGAACUCCUGGUUGUGAAACUGGAGGAGGACGCGUGGAGAUCAGAGUCCAGGCCUCGGGAGAAGGACCAUGGCCCUGGCCCCGGCCCCGAGGCCUCCCGCCAGCGCUUCAGACAGUUCCAGUACAGGGACGCGUCGGGACCGCACGAGGCCUUCAGCCAGCUCUGGGCGCUCUGCUGUCGCUGGCUGAGGCCAGAGGUCCGCCUCAAAGAGCAGAUCCUGGAGCUGCUGGUGCUGGAGCAGUUCCUGACCAUCUUACCCAGGGAGGUCCAGGCCUGGGUGCAGGCGCGCCACCCUGAGAGCGGCGAGGAGGCGGUGGCCCUGGUGGAGGAUUGGCACCGAGAGGCCCGGGCUGCAGGGCAACGGGAACUGGAACUGUGUGGAGAAGAGACCCGGUUCUGGAAGGCAACGCGGGAAUCUCAGAGCUUUCAGCGGCAAUCAGCCCAGCACUGGCCCGAGAGGUCGCCCCAGAGGCCGUGGGUGAGGAAUCUGGGCCCGGACCUUCCCACGCAUCUCGACUCCAAGAUGGUGCCCCAGGCCCUGAAGGAGAGUGCUGUCCUCACUCCCCGAGUCCCUACUCUCCCAAGGACGGGGAGCGUUGGAGAUUGGGCGGUGACAGCUGAGUCCCAGGAAGCCCGGGGCCCUGGCAGGCGUGCCGAGAAGGAGUCUCACAAGGAGCCCCCCGGAGACAACCGUGGGAACGGCGUGCCCCUGGGAGUUUUAAUUUCAAAACCAAAUAUCAUCACCCAGCAAGAGCAAGGACCAGAAUUCUGGGGUCCGAGUCGUAUAAAUUCCGGAAAAAGGCGCAUUGCAGAUUACAGCCUGGAUAAUGAGCAAAUAAAACCAGCCCCAGCCCUGGUCUGGAGGGACUCUCAGGCCUGGGAAGAACAGUACCAAUGGGACGCGGAGGACAUGAAGGUGUCGGGCGUGCACUGGGGCUAUGAAGAGACCAAGACCUUCCUGGCAAUUUUGAGUGAGUCUCCUUUCUCUGAAAAGCUCCGGACUUGUCACCAGAACCGACAGGUGUAUCGGGCCAUUGCAGAGCGGCUGAGGGCACGAGGCUUCCUGCGGACACUGGAGCAGUGUCGCUACAGGGUCAAAAACCUCCUACGGAACUACCGGAAAGCCAAGAGCAGCCACCCACCGGGGACCUGUCCCUUCUACGAGGAGCUGGAGGCCCUGGUGAGGGCUCGGACAGCCAUCAGAGCCACAGACGGCCCAGGAGUGGCUGUGGCCCUGCCCAGGCUGGGGGACAGUGAUGCAGAGAUGGAGGAACAAGAGGAUGGGAACUGGGAGCCAGAGGAAACGGCAGAAGACUGUAAUGGUGAUGACCUGGCCACUGGCGAGUCCGUCCAGGGGCCCAGGAUUGCAAGGGGUCCGGCUCUAUUCCAGAGUCGUAUUGCAGGUGUGCACUGGGGCUACGAGGAGACCAAGGCCUUCCUGACCAUUCUCAGUGAGUCCCCAUUCUCUGAAAAGCUUCGCACCUGUCACCAGAACAGUCAGGUGUACCGGGCCAUCGCAGAGCGGCUGUGUGCACAGGGCUUCCUGCGGACACUGGAGCAGUGUCGCUACAGAUUUAAGAACCUCCUUCGAAGCUACCGGAAAGCCAAGAGCAGCCACCCACCAGGGACAUGCCCCUUUUAUGAGGAGCUGGACUCACUGGUGAGGGCGCGGACUGCAGUCAGAGCCAUGGGGAACAUCAGAGAGGGAGCAGGCCUUCCUACAUCUGGGUGGAGCAGCACAGAGGCUGACGACCAGGAGGCCUGGGAUGAGAUGGCAGAUGAAAAUGUCAUCAAACCUCCAACCCCACGUCCUAAAACCCCACACACUGGUUUUGAGAUGAGUCAUGAGGAUGAAGGCCAGAGUUCAGAGCAGGAUAUUUUUGAGGAUUUGCCUGGAGUGUUAUCAAAAUGUCCUCCAGAAGUUGUUUGCCACCCUCACGAUUGGGAGGAAGGCAGUGAACAUGAAAAUGAAGUUGAAGAGCAGGCAGGAAAUCCACCGCAGGAACUGUGGGAAGAAUGUUCUUCUGAAGAAGACUUAGAAAAACUUAUUGACCAUCAAGGCCUGUACCUUGCAGAGAAACCCUACAAGUGUGACACAUAUGUGAAAAGCUUCAGUCGGACCUCCCACUUCAUCGCUCGCCAGCAGACGCACACAGGUGAGAAGCCCUACAAAUGCCUCAAAUGUGGGAAAAGCUUUAGUGACCGCUCCAACCUCAAUACCCACCAGAGAAUUCACACUGGAGAGAAGCCCUACGAAUGCUUCGAAUGUGGGAAAAGCUUUAGCGAUCACUCCAAUCUCGUCACCCACCAGAGAAUUCACACAGGGGGAAAGCCCUAUAAAUGUGGGGCAUGUUGGAAAAGCUUCAACCAGAGCUCCAACCUUCUGAAACAUCAGAGAAUCCACUUGGGAGGAAAUCCUGACUAUUGUAGUGAGCCUGGGGAAAACUUUGGCCAAAGGCCCUCCUUUAGUGCUCACUGGUGGAACUUGACAGAGGAGACAACUCCUGAACAACCUCAAAGUGCCAGUAGGAACUUAGAUUCUCCUGGACCGUACAGCACCAACUCAGGGGAGAAACUUUAUCGGUGUUCUGAGUGUGGAAGAACCUUCUCCAAGAGCUCUGCCCUCAUUAGUCACCAAAGAAUCCAUACAGGAGAGAAACCAUAUGAAUGUGCUGAAUGUGGGAAAAGCUUCAGUAAGAGCUCCACCUUGGCUAACCACCAGAGAACCCACACUGGGGAGAAGCCGUAUAAGUGCAUGGACUGUGGGAAGUGCUUCAGUGAACGCUCCAAGCUCAUCACACAUCAGAGAGUGCACACAGGAGAGAAGCCCUACAAAUGCCUCGAGUGUGGAAAAUUCUUCCGUGACCGUUCUAAUCUCAUUACUCACCAGAGGAUUCACACAGGAGAGAAGCCUUAUAAGUGCAGAGAGUGUGGGAAAUGCUUUAACCAGAGCUCCAGUCUUAUUAUUCACCAGAGAAUCCACACUGGGGAAAAACCCUACAAGUGCUUGGAGUGUGGCAAAGACUUCAACAAUAGCUCCCACUUCAGUGCCCACCGGAGAACCCAUGUAGGAGGGAAAGCGUUGUAGAAGACAACUCCCCCACAACAAAAGAGAAAGGUGUAUUUAAAUCUCCCAAGAUUAUCAGAUGUUUGGUAGAAAGAAACAUUCCCAGUUUUUAAGCUUGGUGUAUACCCAGGGAAGUUAUCUCGAUAUAAUCCAGGUAAUUUGGGAGAGAAUUACAAAUGCUAAGGAUCCAAA